Molecule: messenger RNA, 1050 nt
Organism: Fusarium pseudograminearum CS3096
Lineage: Eukaryota; Fungi; Ascomycota; Sordariomycetes; Hypocreales; Nectriaceae
Exons: 3
Coding region: 1-1050 (349 amino acids)
Biological process (GO): nucleophagy; autophagosome assembly; autophagy of mitochondrion
Cellular component (GO): cytoplasmic ubiquitin ligase complex; cytosol
Molecular function (GO): Atg8-family ligase activity
Source: RefSeq, a predicted model, not a curated record
AUGAAUUUCCUCUACUCAACAGUUAACACACUGCGGGAUCGCUAUACGCCCGUAUCCCAUAAGUCAACCUUCCGCCAGACCGGCCAAAUCACACCCGAAGAGUUCGUUGCUGCUGGCGACUACCUCGUCUACAAGUUCCCGACCUGGUCCUGGGGCGAUGCCGACUCUCCCGAACGCCGAGUCAGCCACCUGCCUCCCGGCAAGCAGUUCCUCGUUACACGCAACGUUCCCUGCCAUCGCCGUCUGAACGACGACUUUGCUGGCGACGCUGGGCACGAGGAAGCUCUCGUCAACGACGGUGACGACUUCAAGGGUAACACAGGCGGUGACGAAGAUGGUUGGUUGAGGACUGGUGGGCUGGCUAGCUCACAGCCGCUCAAGGUCAAGGAGGUGAGGACGGUAGACGAUUCGGGAAAUGUCGGUGACAGAGAGGUUGUGGAGGAUGAUGAGAUUCCCGACAUGGAGGACGAAGACGACGACGAGGCCAUCAUCCGAGAUUCUGGCGCCGAUUCCAAGAACAGCGCUCACCGAACAUACACCUUGUACAUCAUGUACUCUCCAUACUAUAGAACACCCCGUCUGUAUCUGUCAGGCUAUCUCGCCAACGGCCAACCUCUUCCUCCCACCGAUAUGACAGAGGAUAUUGUCGGCGACUACAAGGACAAGACAGUGACGCUCGAAGAUUUCCCCUUCUUCGCCAACAACAUCAAGAUGGCAUCUGUGCAUCCCUGCAAGCAUGCCUCGGUCAUGAAGACAUUACUUGACCGUGCUGAUGCCGCUCUCCGCCUGCGCCGUGAGAAGCUUCGUGCCGGCAACGCCAACAGCAGUCAGGCACCAUCUGGAAUGGAAGGUUUGGUUGAUGAGAUUGGAAAACUAGACGUCAAGGGCGCUCAGGAAGCGGCCGACAAGGAUGAGUGGGAGGAGGUACAGGAAGCCGAGAUUGAUGAUCAGGAGGUUGCUAUCCGAGUGGAUCAGUACUUGGUUGUCUUCCUCAAGUUUAUGGCCAGUGUGACACCUGGUAUCGAGCACGAUUUCACCAUGGGCGUCUAG